Molecule: messenger RNA, 246 nt
Organism: Auanema sp. JU1783
Lineage: Eukaryota; Metazoa; Nematoda; Chromadorea; Rhabditida; Rhabditidae
Source: the annotation of a GenBank genome assembly
AUGUCAUUGAAUAACGACGAAAUCGCUGUAAUUGUUGUUGCUAUCAUCGCCUUAUUGAGUAUACUUCUCCCUCUGAUGUGUUUUCUUUGUGAUCGAAGUAGGAAAAGGAGUCGAAAACCAAAAACACGAUCCUUCCAUCGAUACCGUCCCAGAGUUCCGACGAUCUCUCAAGAAGUCUCUUGCCCCGGCACAGCAGAACGAAUACGAAGGGCUAACAAUGAAGAAAAUUUUUACAACACUGUAUAA